UGUUUCCUCUGUUCAUACUGUAUGAAGCUUCCUGAGAGACUACAUGAUAAAUGAUGACAUUUCUGCUGUAGCACACGAUCACCGUCUCUAGAAAUGAUUAGCUCGAGUUUGAGAUAUUUAUUCAUGGGGUUAAAGGGUAAAGUGAAAGUGUGUCAACCUGAGUGUUUGAAGAGACAUCUGAGCUGAGUUUCUGUUUAAAUGUGUCUAAGUGGCCCUACAUCUCGAAUAGAAGAGGAAAUAUUAUUGCCAGUUGAUCAGCUUUUGGUUAAUUCGAAACAGGUGUCAUCUGUAUUUGAGAUUGUUGAUCAUGGAGAGUCUACAGGAGAUGAUCAUGAGAGUCUCACAGGAGUUGAGCUGCCGUCCCACAUCACGAAGUGUUGCAGAACAUCUGGACCAACAUGAUGAUCUGAGCCACCUGCGACAGGAGUUCAUCAUCCCCAAAAUAUCUGACCUACCUCCGUCGGAUUUGUCUCUUGUGGAUGGCUCUGAAGAUUGUGUUUAUUUUGUGGGGAAUUCACUCGGUCUGCAGCCAAAAAGCGCUAAGAAAUAUAUCGAUGAGGAGUUGGAGAAAUGGGCCAAAAUGGGCAUUCAUGGUCACACAGAGGGGUCACGACCUUGGGCCUGGGCAGAAGAAAACCUGGAGGAGCAGAUGGCAAAUGUCGUAGGUGCUAAACCUGAGGAAGUGGCUCUGAUGAAUGGCUUGACAGUCAAUUUGCAUCUUCUGAUGCUUUCCUUCUACAAACCGACUCCAAAACGGCACAAAAUUCUUCUUGAGGACAAGGCCUUCCCGUCAGACCACUAUGUUGCUGAAUCUCAGAUCCGCCUGAGAGGAUUGAAUCCGGCCGACAGCAUGCUGCUCAUUAAACCCAGACAGGGAGAAGAUACUAUCAGAACGGAGGAUAUGCUGUCAGUCAUUGAGCGUGAGGGAGAGGUGAUUGCUGUGAUCAUGCUCAGUGGAGUGCAGUAUUACACCGGUCAGUUCUUCAACAUGCAAGCCAUCACGAGAGCAGGACAUGGCAAGGGAUGUUUUGUAGGUUUUGAUUGUGCACAUGCUGUGGGAAACGUAGAACUGCAACUUCACGACUGGAAUGUGGAUUUUGCGUGUUGGUGCUCUUAUAAAUAUGUGAAUUCAGGAGCUGGUGGUUUAGCAGGUGCAUUUAUACAUGAAAAACACAUUUACACCAUCAAACCAGCGCUGUUGGGCUGGUGGGGUCACGAUCUGAAAACCAGAUUUCGCAUGAACAACGAAAUGGAGCUUCAGUCGGGUGUAAACGGAUUCCGCCUGUCAAACCAGCCCAUCUUACUGGUGUGCCCCCUACAGGCCAGUCUAGAGAUUUUUAACAAGACGAGCAUGAAGGACUUGAGGAGGAAGUCAGUGUUGUUGACGGGGUAUCUGGAGUUUCUCAUCAAACAUUACUACAGUAAAGACGAGUCCCAACCUGACAAACCCUUCAUUGACAUCAUCACGCCCUCUGACCCCGAGCAGAGGGGCUGUCAGCUCUCGCUGUCUUUCUCUCUUCCAAUCAGAGCUGUGUUUAAAGAGCUCGAGAGGAGAGGAAUUGCUUGUGACCUGAGAGAACCGAAUGUCCUGCGGAUCGCUCCAGUGCCUCUCUACAACACCUUCACUGACGUGCACCGCUUCAUCACUGUACUGGGAUCAGCUCUGAGCACCACUGAUAAACUCCACUGCAGCUGACUCACAUGUUUUCAUUGGCUGUUGUUGCUGCUCAUCUAGUCACAAAAGGCGUGUCAGUGUCUAUCUAUUCCUGACCAUUAUAGAUCACUUUUAUGUGCUGCAGUGUUUAAAAAUGACAAUAAAUAUUUUCCACAAGUUCAGCUUGUGUUCUGAGGGAUUCAAAGGAGAAAUGAAGCACUUAUGUUGUGCUAAUAAUCAGAAUUUCACACACAUUAAUAUUAUAUUGCAAAAUAAGGCCUGAAACUCAUUUAUAGGAGCUGCGUAACCUUAAGAAAAUAUUGACCAUCAACCUCAGGAGGUUUAGACUACGUAUCAGCUGUUUUAUUUUAAAUUUGUUUUGCCACCCUUUUACCAUAAUUUGGGACAAAAAACAUAGAACAGGAUUUAUGUGAUUUUGUUAUUUUUUAAUGAAAAAUAUUAAAUAAAUCUUGAUCUUAAGUACUGUAGACAAAUUUCUACAAUAAUAAAAUAAAACAAAUUGUUUCAAAAUAUUCAAAAAAACAAUUUCACAAAUGAUUCUGGCAGCAGGGUCGAAUGCAGUCGGUGCUACAAUAUGUAUGAAAGUGGAAUGAGAUUAUUUACUUGUCCUUCCACCAUGCUUAUAACACAACUAUUUAUGCUUGGUGUGUAAAUAAUUUCUAAAAAAUAUUAAAUUUUAUUGUUGGAAUUGGUCGUCAAAAAGAUUAUGAUAAAAAAAAUAAAUAAAAUAAUAGCCACAGAACUUAACUGUAUCAACCAAAGGUUUGUUGUUUCACGAGUGUACUUUGCACUGGUGUGAGUUAAUCAUUACUGUAGUAAAAACUCAUGAGACAAUUUGUUUAUUGACCUAUAGAGAGUUUUGAAGAAACACCAUUAAAAAAACUGGAGAGUCUCUUAAGCUGAUUUUGACACUUUAGUUGAUUUUUAUUCUCUUUUCACACUCUAAAUGAAAAGAUGAACUGAUUAUUUUUUUUGUUAUUUCAUGUUGAUUGAUGCUGAAGAAGGAAAAAAGGAAGAAAAAUGGAGAAAAAGAAAGAGUAAAUUUAUAAUAAAUGGAGAGAAUGCAAGAAAGAAAAAAUAAAGUAUACAAAUAAAUAUAGUGAAAGAAAGAAAAAAAUAAAUGGAAAGCAAAUAAAUAAAUAAACAAAUUAAAUAGAGAAAGAAAGAAAGACAAAAUAAAUGAAGAUAAAGAAUAAAAAUAAAUAAAUGAAAGAAAGAAAGAAAGAAAGAAAGAAAGAAAGAAAAAUAAAAACAAAUAAGUAAAUGGAGAGAAAGAAAGAUACAAUAAAUAAAUGGAAAUCAAAGAAAGAAAGAAAGAAAGAAUUAAAUUAAAUAAAUGGAAAGAAAAAAAUGGAGAGAAAGAAUUAAAAUAAAUAAAUGGAAAGAAAGA
Myxocyprinus asiaticus (Chinese sucker) is the source of this 3065-nucleotide messenger RNA. RefSeq names its product kynureninase-like. Lineage: Eukaryota; Metazoa; Chordata; Actinopteri; Cypriniformes; Catostomidae. The transcript has 13 exons. The coding region runs from base 308 to 1696 and encodes 462 amino acids. Gene Ontology annotation, cellular component: cytoplasm. Gene Ontology annotation, molecular function: pyridoxal phosphate binding; kynureninase activity. The record is from RefSeq and is a predicted model, not a curated record. Gene Ontology annotation, biological process: NAD+ biosynthetic process.